CUCUCUCUCUCUCUCUCUCUCUCUCUCUCUCUACAGUAACACACUCCCAAACCCAACUCACUCAAAACUGACAAACAACUCUCCCUCGUUUUCAUCGACACCCCCCUUCUUCAAAUCUUCCCCCACCCACUCUCUCUCUCCUCUCUCUACAUUCUCUCUCUCUCCCCUCUAUCUCUCCGCAGAAGAACCUCAUCGAUCAGGAUUUCAAUUCAACACUCAUUUUCGAGGUGGGUUUAAUUGAUCUGAAAAUGGACUCCGCUACCAUGACUUUUCGCAGCAACUCUAUUCGCUCAACUCCUGGUUUAUUCAUGGGGAGAACAUCUGGAAUUAGGAGCUCCCAGUGCAGCUUCAUUGCAGGAAAUAGAGUUAACUUCCCCCGACAAAGGGUUCAGGCUUCUCGAGUUGGUCGCAAAUCUGGCAAGCAUGGGGGAGCUCUUACUGUUACAUGUCGUGAUGAUAAAAUUCUGGUGGCUAACAGAGGAGAGAUUGCUGUUCGUGUGAUUCGUACUGCCCAUGAGAUGGGGAUCCCUUGUGUUGCGGUUUACUCAACAAUAGAUAAAGAUGCGCUCCAUGUUAAACUCGCUGAUGAAUCUGUCUGCAUUGGAGAAGCACCAAGCAGUCAAUCUUACUUGGUGAUUCCGAAUGUCUUAUCUGCUGCCAUCAGCCGUGGGUGUACUAUGCUGCAUCCUGGAUAUGGUUUCCUUUCUGAGAAUGCUGUUUUUGUUGAGAUGUGCAGAGAGCAUGGAAUCAACUUUAUUGGACCAAAUCCUGACAGCAUUAGAGUCAUGGGUGACAAAUCUACUGCUAGGGAUACAAUGAAGAAUGCUGGAGUUCCAACUGUCCCUGGAAGUGAUGGAUUGCUACAGAGUAACGAAGAAGGAAUUAGGCUUGCGAAUGAGAUUGGUUACCCUGUCAUGAUCAAGGCCACCGCCGGUGGAGGAGGACGUGGAAUGCGCCUUGCUAAAGAACCUGAUGAGUUUGUAAAGUUGUUGCAGCAAGCUAAGAGUGAGGCUGCAGCUGCAUUUGGUAAUGAUGGUGUUUACCUGGAGAAGUAUAUCCAGAACCCAAGGCAUAUUGAAUUUCAGGUUUUGGCCGACAAAUUUGGGAAUGUCGUGCACUUUGGAGAGCGUGAUUGUAGUAUUCAGAGAAGAAACCAGAAGUUGCUAGAAGAAGCACCUUCUCCUGCAUUAACACCGGAGUUGCGAAAAGCCAUGGGUGAUGCAGCAGUAGCAGCGGCAGCCUCCAUAGGUUACAUAGGUGUUGGUACAGUCGAGUUUCUUUUGGAUGAAAGAGGUUCCUUUUACUUCAUGGAGAUGAACACUAGGAUCCAGGUGGAGCAUCCAGUUACAGAAAUGAUAUCCUCAGUUGACCUAAUUGAGGAACAGAUUCGUGUGGCUAGAGGAGAGAAACUUCGUUACGCACAGGAAGAUAUUGUGCUCAGUGGGCAUUCGAUUGAAUGCCGUAUUAAUGCAGAAGAUGCUUUCAAAAACUUCAGACCUGGACCAGGAAGAAUAACUGCUUACUUGCCAGCUGGAGGUCCAUUUGUGCGAAUGGAUAGCCAUGUUUAUCCAGAUUAUGUAGUUCCACCAAGUUAUGAUUCACUACUUGGAAAGCUUAUUGUCUGGGCUCCAACUAGAGAAAGAGCAAUCCAGCGCAUGAAGAGGGCUCUUAAUGAAACCACCAUUACAGGUGUUCCAACAACAAUUGAAUACCAUAAACUUAUCCUUGAAAUUGAGGACUUCAAAAACGGAAAGGUGGAUACAGCUUUUAUCCCAAAACAUGAACAAGAACUUGCUGCGCCCCUGCCAAGUCAACCCUUGACAUCUCAGAUAGAACUGGUCAACGCAUCUUCUUGAGGAGCAAAAGUAAGCUUUCUCUUUGAGUUCUCAACCUGGAUAAAUCGGUUUCCAACAAAGAUAGUUACUUAUUCGAUAGAUGCGCGCUUUUUUUUUUUUUUACAUGUAUUCAAAUGUAUGAACGGACGCGGUAUUUUAAUUUAUUUUUUCCGGUCUUUUUAUUGUCAUAAAUUAGCCUCAGUUGUAAGUGACGGAUUCAUUCAACCCAUCUGUUUUCGUGUUUGUCGAAUCUUUCUUGGUAUCGAAAAAUCAUCAUUCAAGUAGUUAUUUUAACUAGUA
This is a messenger RNA of Erythranthe guttata (spotted monkey flower), 2135 nucleotides long. It is a transcript of the gene CAC2, whose product is annotated as acetyl Co-enzyme a carboxylase biotin carboxylase subunit. The record is from RefSeq and is a predicted model, not a curated record. Gene Ontology annotation, molecular function: metal ion binding; ATP binding; ligase activity. NCBI's taxonomy places the organism in Eukaryota, Viridiplantae, Streptophyta, Magnoliopsida, Lamiales, Phrymaceae.